AUGAUGAUGUUAAUGGCGGUUUUGGUCUGGUCUGUAACUCUAGAGACCUGCAUUGCUAGAAGAGGAAGACAUUGGAGACAUAACCACCGAAGUCCCUCUUCAUCUGACGUGUCUGAUUCCCCUUCAAGCAAGAAACCGAAAAGCCAUGGGCACAGUCACCACAGCUCUCACAACAACAACAACAACCAUCACCACAAGUCUAAACCUAAACCUAAGCCGAAGGUGAAAACGCCGCCAAAAGCUGACGACAAUAACUCUCCGGUGGUUCCAAGGCCACCGAAAGUCCAACCACCGUCUCUUCCGCCGCCGAAGGGAACUCAAGUUUUCAAUGUGAUGGAUUUUGGUGCAAAGGGUGAUGGAAAAUGUGAUGACACUAAGGCGUUUGAAGCGGCUUGGGCAUCGGCUUGCAAAAUCGAGGCAUCGAUGAUGAUUGUGCCGUCCGAGUACACUUUUCUUGUUGGUCCGAUCACAUUCUCUGGUCCUUAUUGUCAACCUAACAUUGUGUUUCAGCUGGAUGGUACAAUCAUAGCUCCAACGGAUUCAAAGUCAUGGGGAAAAGGGUUAAUGUGGUGGAUUGAUUUCACAAAGCUGAAAGGAAUCAAAGUACAAGGGAAAGGUGUGAUUGAUGGAAGAGGCUCUGGUUGGUGGCAACAAGAUUAUCCUUUCAUUGAUGGUGAAACCAAACUCAUCCUCCCUCUGAACAAUUCUGUUCAAGAACCCCCUCUCAUGCCGAUAAGAAGUGAGCUUGAUGGGAGAAUGCCAAGCAUCAAACCAACGGCACUACGGUUCUCUGGGAGUCUUGACGUGGAAGUUACUGGUAUAACGAUACAGAACAGUCCUCAAUGUCACCUUAAAUUCGACAACUGCGUAGGGGUUGUGGUACAUGACAUGGCCGUUUCUUCACCAGGUGACAGUCCAAACACCGAUGGUAUUCACCUUCAGAACACCAAAGACGUCCUCAUUCACAGCACAACUCUCGCUUGCGGAGAUGAUUGUAUCUCGAUUCAAACCGGUUGCUCGAACGUAUACGUACACAACGUAAACUGUGGACCAGGACACGGCAUCAGCAUCGGCAGUCUCGGUAGAGACAGCACAAAAGCAUGCGUCUCGAACAUAACCGUGCGAGACGUGGCGAUGCACAACACGAUGACAGGCGUGCGAAUCAAGACAUGGCAAGGAGGUGUAGGAUCGGUGAAAGGGGUACUCUUCUCAAACAUUCAGCUAAACGAAGUCCAGCUUCCAAUGGUGAUAGACCAAUUCUACUGUGACCACAGCACAUGCAAGAACCAGACAUCAGCAGUUGCAGUGGAAGGAGUGACUUACGAGAGGAUCAAAGGCACUUAUACAGUGAAGCCUGUGCAUUUCGCUUGCAGCGAUAACUUCCCUUGCGUUGAUGUUCAGUUGUCUUCGAUUGAGCUUAAACCGGUCCAAGAACGGUAUCACAUGUAUGAUCCUUUUUGCUGGCAGACGUUUGGUGAGCUCAACACUCCUACUCUUCCUCCUAUUGAUUGUUUACAGAUUGGGAAGCCUCCGAGAAACAGAGUCCAGUCUGAUCAUGAUCUAUGUUGA
Molecule: messenger RNA, 1569 nt
Organism: Microthlaspi erraticum
Lineage: Eukaryota; Viridiplantae; Streptophyta; Magnoliopsida; Brassicales; Brassicaceae
Source: the annotation of a GenBank genome assembly